Messenger RNA from Dioscorea cayenensis subsp. rotundata (Guinea yam), 1028 nucleotides. RefSeq lists its product as uncharacterized. The transcript has 4 exons. Lineage: Eukaryota; Viridiplantae; Streptophyta; Magnoliopsida; Dioscoreales; Dioscoreaceae. The record is from RefSeq and is a predicted model, not a curated record. Bases 268 to 768 code for a protein of 166 amino acids.
GUUUGCUUUUUCUAUUAUUACCCUUCCCUUCUUUAAAAUACAAAUUAUUCUUUGCAAACACUUGAUCUUUUACUUUUAUCCAUAACAUCAAACCAUCUCUGACGAGUUUGAGCUCCUCCCACCCUCCACAAGCACAGGAAAUAUGCGUAUUAUCUUGAUGUUGUGGAUCUAAUCAGUCUUUCUGAUUUUUGCUUUGGACGGUGUUCUUGAAGAGAGAAGUUUUGGAUUUGGAAGAGUUUAAAACCUGAUUUAUCGACACCCGGAGUGAUGUCUGAAAUGAAGCAUGAUAUUACUAUAUAUCAAGACUCAAGUCAGAACAUAACUCAGAAACUAUUCAUCUUUGUUGGAGUGAUAGCCUAUACUGUUUUAAUUUUAAAGAUUAUGACUCUUCCCACUAAACAUGCCUUGUCUCCUCUGUUUCCUGGUUUUACUGUCCCCGAACUGGAUACCAGUUCUCGAACCGAUGGUAUUGAUCCUACAGAGAUACAAAACAUUGAUGUUUCAGUGAAUGAAGGAGAAAACAACCAUGGUUUCAUGGUUAAACAGUUAGAGCCAGAUGUAGAAAAGAAUGGUAAUAUGGAACUUCAAAUUGCUGCUGAGAUGGUGGAAGAAAACCAUGCUGAAACUUAUUCUGGAACUGAUGAUAAGCUACUACUGCACAAUGGCAUGAUUGUUUCCAAUGAUAGUUCUAUGGGGAUGGGGAAUAAUACCAAACAUUCAGCUCCAAAGAUUCAGGAUAUGAACCAACAACCAAUUUCAGAUAUCUGAAUUUUAGUCUAUUACUGACUCUGAGGAAUGUACUGAAAUAUGAUAUUAUGUUGCAGAUAAUUAGUUUUUCCAACUUCAUUUGCAGCUUAAAUUCCUCAGCAGGCACAGAACAUAGUAUGAAUUUCUACCUUAUCUGUUGUGAAAUAAUACUCAUUUUUCUUGUGCCAAUACAGUAAUUUUCUUCAUUGGGCUUCAUAUACAAUGUAAGAACAUGAUGUAUCCAUGAGCUUAAAUAAAUAAAAUCAGUUAUUUUGAUGAAA